AUGAAAAUCAAAGUUCAUAUAAAGGAACAAGUAUAUGAAGUCAACUGUGGCUCAGGUAUACAAGAUCUGGCAUGGCUCGCCUUAAGUGCUGCAUUUCUGUAUGGAAAAGAAGCCUAUCCUAAAGGCCAAUACAUUCCUACUUAUCUCUGCAAUGUGGAUGGAGCAGCUCAUCAUCCUCGAUGGCGCAUCAAUAUUGCCCUACAUGACGGGGAUGAAGUCUUUGUAACCCUCAGAGACCUGACGCAGCCUCCAAAUCCUAAGUACAUAGAAUGAUAUGACCAAGCCUUUGGCAGUCAAAGGAACAUUAUGAGCUGCAAGUUUCUUUUCAGGCCAACUAAAACUGAUUUCACCAUUUCCAAUAGGCAGCAUUCAAUUGUCCUUGUGAAAUUCACUUAUACCAUCUUCAAAGAACUGGAAAAAGAGUUCAGCGAAGAGGUACAAGGAAAUAGAGAAGUUGAGCUUUACCCAGUAGAUUUGGCAAGAAAAGAGUUCAGAGGAGAACUUAACUUGCCCUUUGGGGAGGUGAAAAUCAUGAAGGUUUGUGAGGUUUCGCCACAAAGGGAAAAUGAAAAUUCUGAGCCUAGAGAGCUGGGGAAUGAUGAAAAAAUAAAUGUGUCGAUUGGGCUGUUUCCUGACCCAUGGAGCAAGAAAAAGCAUAAAGAAGCUAUGAUACAAGAAGAGCAGGAGCAGAGAAAGAAAGAAGAAGAAGCCUUAAAAAAAGCCCAGGAGCAGCUGCAACAAGAAGAAACGCAGCCAAACAUCCCAGUGAAGACUUUAUAUGACGUAUGGCCAGAUGCCCCUGCAUCUCUUGCAGCUCAUUUUCCUCUGCUAUACGACGUGUUUACCUUGUAUACUUAUUUUCACCUGCCUGACGAAGAGAUGAUUUCAGCCCACGAUUUUUUCCACAUUCUGAGGACUUUUGAUUUAAUAACUGACUCUGACGAAAUAGUCCAAACUGUCAUAGAAUUCGGGGAUGACUUGGAUAAUGCCAUGACUGAUGUUUUAGCCCCUACUAUUAGUCUCCAAAUGUUUUUAUUGCUUUUGGUUCGGUUUUCUGAAUUCAAACACCCAGAAGAUACAGGCUAUAUAACUGUAAUUGAGACUAUUGCUAAAAGUAAAGCUGUCUGGCUGCAAGACUAUGUGAAAUCAGAGCUCCUUAAACCAGAAAUUUUUGAGCUUUUCAUGGAAAAUGCUGAUUUUCUUGUAACUAAGUAUAUGGUAAAAGCGACACCUUCACAGGGAAUUAGAAUUGAGCUGAAAGUGCAGGACUUUAUAAACUUGAUUAUGGAGUCUGAGCAGCUAGCAGAAGUCAUUACAAAAGACAAUCUUCAGCAGCUGUGUGAGGACACCUUAUUUUUUUCAAGUGCUAAGGACUCACAAAUGUUAUUCCCUGAUUUUCUUGAGACUCUUGUAAGGCUUGCACAGACUGUUCCUUUUAAUGAAGAAGAAAUCGAGCAAGCUUUGGCAAAUCAACCAGAAACGGUAGUUCUUGCUGAAAAAUUGCAUUCAGUAAUCAGAAUUUUGUGUGGUCCUGGAACAAGAACUCCUUCUAUAAGUAGCAGAGGUAACAGCAGAGGAAAACAACAGCAAAAUGCCGCUGAAAAACUCUAA
Molecule: messenger RNA, 1611 nt
Organism: Blepharisma stoltei
Lineage: Eukaryota; Ciliophora; Heterotrichea; Heterotrichida; Blepharismidae
Source: the annotation of a GenBank genome assembly